AUGUCUGCCAUGCAAAAGCUUUUUGGAGGAGGAGGAGGAGGAGGAGGAGGAGGAUUAAACCAAAAUCAAACAGACAAUAUAAAUAAUCAAGGACUUUCUCAACAACCACCGUUGGGCAAUCAACAAACAUCACCACCACCAAUACCAACACAAAAUUCAAAUAAUUUUUCUCAAGGUAUAGGCAAUAGUUUUCAACAGCGGAAUAGAUCUAAUCCAAGUUUCGGAAACAUGCCUGGUGCAUCUCAAGGCCCACCCAGUUCAGGAUUGGCACCAAUACAAAAUCUGUUUGGGAGAACCGGAGGACAGCAACAUCAACCGCUGCAUGAUCCACACAUGCGUUAUAAAGUUCGUGGCAAUAUAACAAAUACUUUAGCAAUGAUGGAUGAUGAGGAUCUAGUCAAUAGCAAUCGACAAAUGAAAAACUGGAAUCCUCCCUCUGAACGGAUGUCGCGUCUAAUGGCACGACCACAUGAGCAAAAUUAUAAUAACAACACUUCUCGUCUUGAAUUAGAAUAUCCCAUUGAAAAUGUUUACGUAGGUCCAGACAUUUCACCGUCGGUGGCAAUCAAAGUCAAUGAAGCCGUGGACAAAGAUCGCUUGGGUAAUCAUUAUCACGUACAGCGUUUUAUAUAUGAGCCCGUUCGACAACAACUAACGUUGGGUACAGGAGAGCAUAUCCAACGUCGAUUAAUCGAUCAUCCUAACCAUACGGGUGAAAGACACAUGUUUGAAUCUCCUCAUUACAAUUCAAAUGUAUUAAACAGUUUGGCAAAUGAUGAAUACUAUCCAGGAACACAUCAUAAACUAAGAAAUAAAUCAAGAGGAUUUAAUCAUCAUUUUGAUAUUGACAAUGAUCUUCCUCUUGAAUCCUAUUUUACAAAUCCAUCAUUACUCAUACCGAACACAAAUCCCGUUGGACAAUUUAUUGAAAAUUUACUUCGUACUCCAGGAACAACCAUAUGUAAACCAUAUAAUUCUUUUGAUUUAUACAAUCAGUUCACACAACCAACGAUGUACCCGAAUCAGAUUGCAUUUAAUAAUAAUCUUCCAGUAAACCAUUAUGUGGCAGACGCAUUGCCAAAUGAUCCAAUGCGAAAUUUCUAG
Molecule: messenger RNA, 1104 nt
Organism: Didymodactylos carnosus
Lineage: Eukaryota; Metazoa; Rotifera; Eurotatoria; Philodinida; Philodinidae
Source: the annotation of a GenBank genome assembly